GUAUAAUCCCAAUAUUCAUGUGCUUGUUUUUCAGUUCAUCAGCUGAAUCUCCUCAUAUACCAUGUUCUACAGAUUAAACUAACUCUGGGAGUUAAAAAUGUAGGUGUGCUAUGGAAUAACUGGAGCCAGAUGAACGUGUAAAAAGCCAUUGCAUUUAGCUAUAGCUGACUGAUCCGAAAGAAGGCGUGGGGUAUUUUUCUGCAGAAUGCCAGAUGAAAGAAAACAUAACAGUACUUUGUCUGACUCCAGUAAUAUUACGCCGGAGCGGAGGAGAGCUCUGAUCCUCUCACCGGAGAUCAAACGUGACAGCCGUCAGACUGAAUGCCCUUAUAAGAUUGCCAGGAGAGGUUCUGCAGCCGAGGAUGAGUGUGUGGAGACAGAGAUGUCUAAAGAUCGGAAAAGCAACAAUAAGAUCCACUGGACACAGCUGGCCUCAAAUGGUACAUCCUCCCAGUUAUCUCCCAAAUCAACAAAAAAGAGCAAUCAAGAACUUACAAUAUUGCAGAAAAUCCACAGGAAUCAAGUCAAGGUGGUAUUAGAAGAUGUCCUUCUUACAGAGCUCGGGCAGAGCUUGCUAAGGUGUAGCGGGCAUACUUUCCAAAAGACAAACCAAUCAGAAAGCAAAAAACGCAGCGAUCAAACCUCAACACCCACACUAAAAAACAAGACAAGAACCAGUCUAACGAAAAGAGGAGAAACAAACUCUACUGAACCAAAAGCUACGUCACCAUUCCAUAAUAACAUUGAGUCAAAAUCCAAAUCACUGAACUCAUCACAGAAACUCUUGGAGUCAUCUGAACUAUCAAGUAAUUCUCGUUCACCCAGAGAAAGUGAAUCACCACAGGCAGCUCUGAUUAGUAAAGAGUCGCCUAUACAGACCAGCUCAUCUUCCUUUGAAGAGAAUGAAGUCACACUUAUUGAAGGAUCUCUGCAGAAUGAGGAAGUGCUUUCCGCUGUAUGUGAAUCUGUAAUCAGCUCUUCGUCACCGGUAGAAACACGCCGACGCCCAAGAGAAAAAAAAGCAGAUAGUGAACUUUUGUCCAAUAAGAAAGAAAGGAGAGAAUCACAAGAGAGCCCAAAGGAUGCUGCAAAACAUGAAGAAAAUCACUUGUGUAGUAAUGGAGAGCUGGUGCAGGAAGUGGAAGGGAUGAGAGGAAGUGUGUUACGCCUCUCGGCAGGGACUGAUUUUCAAAUCCCAGUUAAAAGAUGUCGCUUGGACAGCCUCUCAGAAGACCAGCUCCUGAACUCAGACCUCGCCUUUGACACUGCUGAGAUACGGAGUUUCACCUUGGAGUCCUCUAAUUUCAGCCAGGAUGAAACUAUUGUUCUCUCCAGUGAAGAGGAAGAUGAAGGAGAGGGAAGAGAAGAGACGAAAAUCUCAGCCUUAAACAUCCAGCCACCAGAGGGUACAAAAGACACAAAUGUAGUAGAUGAAUCGACAACAGUUUAUGAGCAGACCAAAAGUCCAGAGUCUAAUUUAAGCAUCACAGAGAUGUCUGAAGAGGAAUCUCAAGGUAUUCCUCUACCGCUGUCCUCCCUUCACAUGGGUGGAGUUAGUGCCAAAUCCAGUGGCAUUAUGAUGAUCACUCCAUACAAGAUCACAUUUUCUUUGAAAGGAAACUCUUCAGAUUCUACAGUGAAAAUUUCUUUGUCAGCGAUUAAUGUGUAUAAAUAUAGCUUGUGGGAGGAGCAUACAUUAUGGGGGUGUGAUCUGGAUAAGGACAAUGAGGCCACACCCACUUCUCUACUCUUCCUUUGGCUAUCUGAUGCUCAGGCACACAAACUACACGAUGAUCUCUCUGUCCUUGAGUUAGGCACACGUCCAGCUGAAAGCAGUACUUGUUUGUUGCUGUGUAUGGCUGAACCUCUUUCUGGUAUUGAGAGUGCGCUUUUGUGCUCUUUGUUGGACAUUGUGGUUUCGAAUCAGGGCAGCCCUGAACUUUAUUGUACCUGCCUCACACAGUCAGACAGCCUGAAUCUUCUGCAGAGCUCAGAGGAAACACACCUGCUCCAGCUACUGACACCCAAACCUGAUGAGCAAACCAGUACCUCUGCACAGUCUCAGGAUUCUGAUGUUCAGCUGGAGCCAACCUAUACGCUAUGCCAUAGAAGAGCUCAGGGUUCUUACAAUGUUUUCUUGGCAGCUACACCAGGGGCAGAAUGGACACCGUACAAACACUGUGGUCCAACACGCAGAUUAAUUCAGUUCCCUCCACCACCCUCGAAAGGAGCCCUUACAGUUACGACAGAGGACCUGGAGUGUUUAGACAGUGGCGAGUUUCUUAAUGAUGUCAUCAUCGACUUCUACCUCAAGUAUCUUCUGGUGCAGAAGGCCCCACAAGCAUCUGUGGCCAGAUCUCAUAUUUUCAGCAGUUUCUUCUAUAAACAGCUCACACGCAGAGACAACGCUAAUGAAGACAGCACAAGCACACCAGCUCAGGUUAGAAGGCAUCAGCGUGUGAGAACAUGGACUCGUCAUGUAGACAUCUUUGAGAAAGACUUCCUCUUCGUGCCUGUCAAUCAAGAAGCUCACUGGUACCUGGUGGUGAUCUGUUUCCCGGGGUUAGAAGAUCCACAGUAUGUAAAGCGGGAUGACAGUGCCUCAGUGCAGGGCAAUGGAGGUGAGGAUGUGGGUGAGUCAGAGAAUGAGACCCAGGGAGACCAUAGAUCCAACAGUGAUGAGGACAAAAGCACAGAUGACAGUCGUAUAAAAUCAAGCACAUCCCUUCGUCAGCCUGAUUGUACAGAAAAUACCUGCAAGAAAGAUGUUGUGUUGAAAAGGCCAUGUAUUCUCAUCAUGGAUUCUCUGAAGUUGUCCAUUCAUGAACGCAUCUUCAAACUCUUGCGCGAGUACCUUCAGGUUGAAUGGGAGACAAAGAGAAUGGGUACUCGUGACUUUAGUGCUGAACGUAUGGUUGGUUCCCAUUGUAAAGUUCCUCUACAAGACAACAGCAGUGACUGUGGCCUUUACCUGCUUCAAUAUGCAGAAAGUUUUUUACAGGACCCUGUGGUCCACUUUGAUUUGCCAUUGAGAUUGGAGCGCUGGUUUCCUCGACAGCAGGUGCGAGGGAAACGGGACGAAAUUCGAGACCUCAUCCUGCACCUAUACAGAUUUCAGAAAGGCUCUCUGGGAAAUGAUGCUGCAGAUGAUAGGACAGAUUAUGGCAAUGUCAUUAAGUGAUAUAAAGCCUUUAAGAUUACACACUUAAUUUACACUAGACAUAUUUAUAUUUUAGCUGUUUCUAAACCUUUUUUUAUUGUACGCUUUUAUAUGGACUGUUGGAAAACAUUUUUGUUGGAUUGUUUAGAAAGAAAUAAAUGUUGCUCAAAUGAGA
Molecule: messenger RNA, 3335 nt
Organism: Danio rerio (zebrafish)
Lineage: Eukaryota; Metazoa; Chordata; Actinopteri; Cypriniformes; Danionidae
Source: RefSeq, a predicted model, not a curated record